Perca flavescens (yellow perch) is the source of this 1869-nucleotide messenger RNA. RefSeq names its product 3-hydroxyanthranilate 3,4-dioxygenase (gene haao). NCBI's taxonomy places the organism in Eukaryota, Metazoa, Chordata, Actinopteri, Perciformes, Percidae. The coding region runs from base 89 to 952 and encodes 287 amino acids. Gene Ontology annotation, cellular component: cytoplasm. Gene Ontology annotation, biological process: quinolinate metabolic process; 'de novo' NAD+ biosynthetic process from L-tryptophan. Gene Ontology annotation, molecular function: iron ion binding; 3-hydroxyanthranilate 3,4-dioxygenase activity. The transcript has 10 exons. The record is from RefSeq and is a predicted model, not a curated record.
AUCAGUCACACUGUUUAAACUAUAGUCAGACCAGCAAACUGGUCAGAGAAACUUUAUACUGCAGCACAAAGCCCAAUCAGUUUGAAAAAUGAGCAACAGAUCUCUUCUUGUAAAUGUGGAAAACUGGAUUGCAGAGAACAAUAAUGCGUUUUUGCCACCAGUGUGCAACAAGCUCAUGCACUUUUCCCAGUUGAAUAUCAUGUUUGUUGGAGGUCCUAAUACCAGGAAGGAUUAUCACAUAGAGGAAGGGGAGGAGCUGUUCUACCAGGUGAAGGGGGACAUGUGUCUGAAGUUGAUAGAAAAUGGCAAACACAAGGAUGUGCACAUCAAGGAGGGAGAGAUGUUCCUGCUGCCAGCUCGGAUCCCCCACUCCCCCCAGAGACAGGCCAACACUGUGGGACUGGUGGUGGAGAGGAGACGGCUGCUGACUGAGACUGACUGCCUGAGGUACUACGUGGACAACACCACUGACACCCUAUUCGAGAAAUGGUUUUACUGUCACGAUCUCGGAACCCAGCUGGUGCCAAUAAUCAAAGAAUUCAUGGCAUCAAAGCAGGGCAAAACAGGAAGGCCUGAUCCAAAUGAAGUCUUCAGAGAACCUCCGUUCCAGAUGAACACCCUGAACGUGAUGCUACCCUUCUCCUUUAAAGACUGGCUGGACAAACAGAGGCCGUCCCUGGCCAGCGGCAGGCCCAUCGACAUGUUCGGAGCUCAGUUUGAGACAGAGGCAAUGGUGUUUGGACCUGGGAAGACAGAGACAACAGUGCGGCAAAGUGAUGUGUGGAUUUGGCAACUGGAGGGAUCCUCAAGAGUUACUAUGAACGAGCAGGAGUUCACUCUUUCUGCAGGAGACAGUUUACUCAUUCCUGAACACAACCAGUACCUGUGGCAGAGAGACGAGGGGACUGUUGCCCUGUUUGUGGUCCAAAACCCUGAGCGGAAGAGACCCUGACCAUCACGUGCCAAGUCACACACACAUUAAAUAUAUAGUGUUUUGUAUACGUAGGGAGGAGAACUCAAUGUAAGGAAAUUACAUACAGUAAGUAAAUGAAAACACUCACUUCUGCUGCUGCUGUUAAUGAAAGUGAACAUUGACCGAUUACAGUACUAAUAAACACCUUAAGCUAUUGACAUUGAAACUGUAAAUUGCACUUUGUCAUAGUUAUAUACCAUACCAUUGCAUGUAAAUAUAUCUUUACUCAUGAGAGAAAUCCAAUAAAUAAAUCUGUGAUUAUUUAUCUAAUCACACAUUUUCCCAAUUACUACAUUUUUGUCCUCUACUGCAGUGGGUAGGCGUUCUUUCCCUCCAUUUUACAAAGGAACUGUGUCAAAUCUCAGUACGAUUACCUCAUGAACUGAUACGUUACGUAGAUUUUUUCUGGAAAUAAAACAGUAGAGAAGAAAAUCACUCUCUAGAAUGUUAACAAUUCCACACUGCAUUGGAAUGCCUAGUCUAAGAACCCUAUUGGCUAAAGGACACAAGUUUCAACAAGUUUUAUGAACAAUCACCAUGUUGUUAAAUGAUAUUUAUGCAUUGCAUGCCAAGUUCAGAUAACCAGGUUCUUAUUUACUCUCACCAUGUAAUAUUUUUCCAAAGAAACCCAGAACUGACUGGGCAUGCUCUUCGAGCGGAUUUGUCUGUUCGAUGUGCUUGGAUGUAUUUUUCCACUGAAAUAUAAAACUGUCUUCCAGUAAUGGGUUCAGCUCCAUUGACUAAACAUAAGGCUUGUUGUAGAAAAGAAACAACAACUGCAAAAACACAUGGAUCACAUAUCAAUGUUUGCUAUUUGUAUGAUCGUGGACAGUAUAAUCAGUUUUUGUGAAUAUAAACUGUAUUUAUCAGUGCAUUAAACUGACUACAAACUGGGA